Molecule: messenger RNA, 6398 nt
Organism: Alligator mississippiensis (American alligator)
Lineage: Eukaryota; Metazoa; Chordata; Crocodylia; Alligatoridae
Gene: PGAP3
Product: post-GPI attachment to proteins phospholipase 3
Exons: 2
Coding region: 4535-5104 (189 amino acids)
Biological process (GO): cardiac muscle contraction; cardiac myofibril assembly; skeletal muscle myosin thick filament assembly
Cellular component (GO): Z disc; endoplasmic reticulum membrane
Molecular function (GO): titin binding; protein-macromolecule adaptor activity; structural constituent of muscle
Source: RefSeq, a predicted model, not a curated record
AGGGACCUGUAGAGAAGUUAAUGAAGAUAUGUCCAGGGUGGGCGGAUUAGUUUAUCUCACACCGGAUGAUCAUUUGCCAAGUAUAUUGAAAGGCAACUUUAUUGUGGCCGUCCAUCUACCCUAACCAGGUUAGUGUCAGCGCCAGGGGCCGGGGCUCUGUUGGAAGAGCUGCCUCUCCAGACACAGCUCUCCAGCCGCUUCGGGCUUGGUUGGUAAUUAGUACAAUUUCUUUGCAAAUGAAUUGGAUGCUUGUGAGAACAGGAGGAGGGAGGGGAUUCUGCUAAGGCUACUCUGUCCUGGCUCAGUGGCCCCCUCCCCUACUGCAAGCCCAGCCAUGGUGUCCCCCACUCAGCUCUGCUGAUGCCCCUCAUUCCCAGUUACUAUCCCUCUUGCCAUCCCAGUCCUGGGAUUCACCCCCAACAGUUUUGCUGAUCCUCCUCAGACCUGAUUCACUGUCCCUUCUGGUUGCCCCCUGACCCCUCAGCUCCAUUGCUCCAGGCCACUCAUGACCAGAAAUUUCCACUGCCCCUAACCACCCGGUGGCUUUAUGACAGCCCCAGAUUCCAGCCUCCGUGGAUCAAACAUGCCUGAGCCCAAAUUCUGGCCUGUCUGCAGUGCCUUGCCCUACAGGAGUGCCUCCCUGUUUACACACAUGGGACAAGCCCCUUGUCAUUCUUCUGGGUCUCCUUAGUGCUGCCUGUACUGGGGCUGAGCUUGCAACUAGCACAACUCCCAGCACCAGUUCAGGGCACUGGGAUCUGGUGCUGCCAGUGUGGGAGGGGGAAACCUGUCCCAGGGCCUUGCCUGCUUCUCCACAUCACUCAGCCUCCUAGCUCAUUUCGGCCCCUUAAACAGGGAGGAAUCCACAAAUGCUCCUCUCCAAUAAUCCCAUUGGGCAGCCCAAUCUCCUUUGCAACCCCCCACCCCCAACCUUUUGCAUUUGACGGGAAAGGGCUAAUUGGACCAGCUGAAUGCAAACCAAGACAGUAAUGGAGUUAGCGGGGAGUGGAGGGGAGAGCCAUGAGUGCCCUGUCAAUUGUGGCUGUGAAAUAUCUCUGCGCAGCUAGAUAACACGAGGCCUGGAACAGGUUAUCAGUCCCACAUGCUUUCAGGCUGUUUUGGAAAAGGCUUUUCAGCCCAUAAAUUAUGUCAGCAAAAGGCCAUUAAAAGGGAGCGAUCCCAGCUGAGCCAGGCUUGGCAGGGGGUGAAAAAUGCAUUUUGAUUAGCUAGUGGCUGGCUGUUUUGGGGCAGGGCCAGGGGUGGUUGCUUUCAGUGCUGUCUGUUGUGGGAGGAGGAGGCUGCUGGGACAGGGAUAGUCGAAGGUCCGCCACCUCCUGCCACGUGAAUUCACUGCUGAGGGAAGAGUCUGGGUCUGCAGACCCCCAGAACUGUCUGCUAAACCACAGAGCUGGAGUUGCCAUCCACUAACCCAGACCAGAUGGAGUCAGCCGGUUCAUGUUCUCCCUGGCCUGCUCAGUCUGUUAUCUCCUUGCUGAGGGCAGGAAGCCACUUGGAGUGGGUCUCUUUCAGUGGGGGCCAAUCUUUUUUGCAGGAGUGUCACAAAUUAGUCCUGUACCCUCCUCAAGUGUUACUCUGAUCCCCUUCCUCUGCCUGACUUGCUGCUCUGCUUUCUGCUCCCUGCCCGGCUGACCCUGACUGAUCUGCUGCUCUGUUUUCUGCCUCUGUGUUGCCUGUCCACUCCCUGAUCUGCUGCGUGCCACACACAAAGGCUGCCUGUGCCAUUUGUGCCACAGGUUGGCCACUCCUGGUCUAUACCAUCUCUGAUCAGGCUUGAGAGGACUGCCAUGAACACACACUCUAUUCACUUUCUCCUUGGCAAAUGCCAGGAGAGUGCCCCAGGGCCACCAGAAGAGCUGUGCAUGGAUUGGUGGCCAUUGGCACACCUUAGACUUAGAGUAGCAUGAGGCAAACCCCAUGCAGCAGCUGUUUUCCAUUGCGUUGGGCUGCUACCUAGGGAGUGGGUGCUCCUGGCCGGGGUGGAGGUGUACACAUGUGCCCUGAAGAAGCCCCUCGAGAUUCCACAGCCCUUCCUGCCAGACCCCGGGUGUUGACUCCAGUGUCCCAGUAACAGCAACGUGAUUAGACUGGACUCAGGCCUGCAGAGUAGUCUCCUGAGCCAGGCUGUAGUGUUCAAGCCAUUGGCAAGAUCCAUGCCAGAGGUGGGUCUGUGAGGGGUUCCACUUGUAACUGCCUCCCUCUCCAAAACAUCAGCCAGCCUUGGAAGAAAAGUGUUGGAAAUGAGCUUUUUCAGGAAGAAAAUGUAAACCUGAAGCCUGAAAGGAACAGGAGAUUUCUGUGGACCUGGUAGAGAAAUGGUCCGGUUGCUACUAUCUCCCUUUCCCUUUCCCCUUCCUCAGAGCAGGACCUAGAGCCCCAGUGCCCUAGUGCCCAGUCCCCUACUGUAACUGCUAGUUUCAUCUCUCUGACCUAGGACUAGAAGGCAGGAGUCUUGAACCUAGCCUGCCUCUUCUACCACUAGAUCUUUCCUCCUCCCAGAACUGGGUAGGGAACCCAGGUUUUCUAGCUCCCAGGUCCCUUUUUCCAGACAUUAGUUCAGUGGUUUUCAACUUCUUUGGGCACAAGACACCCCUUCCUGGGCACAAGGCACCCCUCCAUAUCAUUUGUGAACUGAGUGGCAUCCAAUUUCAAAAACGAAUCUAUGUCUAUUAGUGCUUACCUCCUUGCAGAGGGGCCAGGCUGUGGGCAUAGGGGAUUGCUCAGGCAGGAACAAACCUGAGCCUGCCCUUAUCUGCUUAUCUCUUCAUACCUCCUUUAUCAUCUCACACUUUGAGGCACCCUUCAAAGAAUCUGGUAGUGCCCCUACAAUGCUGUGGCACCCUGGUUAAGAAUCGCCGCACUAGUUUCUACCCACCUUCUGGACGUAAAUCCCCUGCACUGAGUCCUGAAGCUCUGAGCUGGAAAUAUGAGUCAGUCAUGAGCUACAGCACCCCUUCGCCAGGGAGCCCUAUCAUCCAGGGAAGCUCCAUAUACACGCAUGUGUGCAUGUAUACACACGCAUGCACACAUACAUAUACUCACAUGUUCCCUCCCAGUGUGGGAGGGCAGUUUGGGUGUCCUAGUACAUUCUAUCCCAGCUGAGGGGAUGUUUUCCACAUGACGUCCCCAGGCAGAGCUCAGAAUGCUGUUCAUCUGUUCCCCGCAGAGCGUGGGGCCCCUUGCUCCCCAGCUGGGGGCUGCUGGAUGAGGAACAGCAGGGUCAGGUUUCGGGAUGAACUAAUCCCCCAAGCCCAGCAAGCAGCAGGCCGUGAACUCCACAGCCCAGGCCAGGUGCCCAAUCCAGCCCGUCAAUGAGAAACCCAACCUGCCUUCACCACCCCCUCUCCCUCCUUCAGUUUUUCACGUGCUCCCACUUCCUUUUCAUGGCCUGGCGUGCCUGGCUUAUCUUCUCCUGGCCUUUGACUUAAGCCAUGGGCGAGCUGAGUUUGGUGGGCCUCAGCCCCCAGAAGCUGCCCUACCACUGAGCACCUGGGCUUAUCAGCUACCUUAGCAAGGUGUUCCCUAGGGGAGGUGUGGUAUUGGCCCUAAGUGUGUUGGGGGGGAAAAGGGGGAGCCCUGGCACACAGGCAUGGGGGUGAAGUGGGAUAACAGGCAUUUACAGCAGCAAUGCCCCUUUGCAAACAACAGGGUGUAACACAGUGGGCAGCUGCUGGGUGUGCUGCCCUGUUAGGAGACCAGGGCUGUAUGGCACCUGAUCCCCUGCAGCCAUGGAAGGGGCUCUCAGCUUCCACUGAUUCCACUCCUCUGUGUGUGCAUCUGGACUGUACUGGGGCCCAGGGGUUAACAGUUGGCUCACUUCCUUUCAGCGCAGGUCUAGUUUUUAGCAUUGAGAGCUGCAGGGGAGAGCGGGUGGAGAGCUAGGAGUCAGGACUCCUGGGUUCUAUUCUCUGCUCUGAAUGGGGUACAGGGUUGCUGUGUUAGAGCAGUGAGAUUGGACUGGCUCAGGCCUCCUAGGUUCUGCCUGUGGCUUAGGGGAAGUAGUAGCAUCUAGAGGAUUAGGGGAUGUUGGUGGGAAAGAAGUCUUGAGUUAUUGCUGUGAGUAAAGAGAGGGGGAGCAGGGUAGGGGUUGGUAGCCAGGACUCCUGAGUUCUCCCUGUGUGCUGAGCAGAGCAGAGCAGAGCAGAGCAGAGCAGAAUGGCUCAUGCUCUUAAAGGCAAAGGAACAGUCCUGCAAAGCUCCACAGUCCGGAGAGGCCCAGCAUUAGCCCUUCGACUUUCCAAAGGCUGCAUGAGGGAAGGGGCUAGCAAGAGCAUAAAUAUUGACAUGUCUCAUGGGAGCCCUAGUGGGGGUGGGGGGUUUCCAGUAACACACAGACUGAGGCAGUGUCCGGUGUCCGGAGCACUGGAGAGUGACUGUGCAGGACAGAUAUAGCCCCUUACGCCACGGGUAUCAGAAAUAGCAGCAGGGAGGCUAUAUAUGCCCAGGCUGGGUAGCUGCAUCCCACAGGCUGGAGGCACACACACACCUGGCAGAGGAGCAGGCUCUGGACACAGCCAUGUUUGGCAAAAGCGUGGUGCUGCGCAGCGCGGGGCUGCUGUCGGCAGCCGAGCUGGGCUGCCUGGUGCGGGAGGAGGACAUGGGACGGAAGGAGUCCUUCCAGGCCGAGUGGAAGGACCUGUUGCUCUCCACCAGGCCCGAGAAGGGCUGCUCCUGGCGGGAGGUGAAUGACCAGCACAAGGAGACAUUCUGGCAGCAGCAGGAGACUCGCAUCGUGGUGCAACGAUCACCUUGGCAGGUGCUAUGGCUGGGCCGCCUGGGUGAGCCCCUGGCCCAGUACCACCUGCCAUACCAGCGGGUCCUGCCCCUGCCCAUCUUCACGCCAACAGACCUGAGUGCUAAGGCCAAGCGGAUGGCCACCCCACCCCAGCUGCGCAACAUGCUGGACUUUGAGGAGGCACUGGCCAGGGGUACCCAGGCCAAUGGGCUUUGCCCAAACAAGACGGGUGUGGCUGAGAUCACCAAGGAGCUGCCCCCUGUCAUCCAGCCCAGCCGGCCCAGCUUUGGCAAGGACGGCCUGCCCCGCUCCCUGUCCCGCUCCAUGUCCCAGGAUGCCCAGAGGGGCUGAAGAUCUGGGGGGCACCCCCAGCCAGAGGGCAUCAGCUUCCAGCUAGGAAGAACUCUAGAGCUAGUGCUGCCUGCAGGCAGAUGUGUCAUCCUGUGUGUGUUAGAGCUGUGUCUAUGGAGGACCCUGGGUGGUUCCCUGGGUGCCAGGGUGAAUUGUGCCCUGCUGCAGGCACAGGGCAUUUUUCCCCAGGCGCCCUUCACCACGCUUUGCUGCUUUCCUUAGUUGCCAGGGGUUUUACGAGGGGGCGGGGAGUCAGGCUAGGAGUCAGGCAAGGGGGCUGAGAUCUGGCAUGCUCAGCAAACCGUAGGGGCAUGGUGCUAUGGGGAGGCAGGGUUGGUAGUGGUUAGGGCAAGGUAAGGGGAGAGUGGAUUCAGAAGCCUGGGUCUGUUCUGCAUUCUGGGGUAGAAAUAAGGUGAUUAAAGGAUUUCAGAGGACUCUUCCCAGAUGUGUGUGGUUAAGUGGUUAGUGAUGGGGCAGCUAGGAGCCAGGACUCCUGGGUUCUUGUCCCAGAUGUGGGAGAGGAGCAUUGCCUAGUGGUUAAACUGGAAGGAUCUUCAAGAGUUUUAGGUUCUCCACCCAGCUUUUCACCCAACUCCCCCUCAGGCACUCCCCCUGUCUAUGACUCAAUUUCCCCAGGGGUAAGCUGUGGGGAUACUCAGCUGCUUCAUGUGAGUCAGGGGUUAACACUUGAGUCCCUUGGUGGGAGGGGAAGGUGCCAGGAUCCCUGCUCUUGUGUCUCCCCAUGUGCAGGGGAGGUGGAGGAGAUAUUUCCCACCACCCACUGGCCCAACCUCAGUCUCUUCUUAUGGGCCAUGGGGUUAGGGCCCAAAAGACAGACACUCCCAGCUGGAGCAGGGCAGAGAUGGCAAUGGUAUGUGAAUGAUGGUGAAGGGAAAACUAGGCCAUGAUUGGGGCAAGUGAUAGGCCCUCUGCAGGGAAGGACAGUGCAGCAGAGGCUCUUCCAGACCAGGCACGAGUGGCAAGGAUGGAAAUGCCAGUCCCCUCCAUAGGCGAGGUUCCACUGACCCUGUAGCCCACAGGGCAGGGAGCCCUUUAAAACCAGUCUGGUGGGGAGGAGCAGGUUAGGGCUGAUGUGGAUGCCGCUGAGAUGGGUUGAGGUGGGAGGGGUACAGUAGGUGCUUAACGCAGGCUCAUUCUGGGGGAAAGGGCCCUGCCUAUUGUCACAUCCAUGGGUGGGGGUGUCUGUCCAUGGAACUGGUUUUUAUAUUGCAAUAAAAUUCCAAUAUUGUAUUGCACUAAAAUUCUUUGUAUAAUAAUAAACUUCCAAGUCCUU